CUAGAUACUUUUCAGAGUAACAGCCCUGUUAGACUAGAUACUAUAGUGCUAGGUUAAUCAAUGCAGCCCCUCCAUGUGCUAAAAAGGGACUUAAAUUGCUGCAGAUAACCUGUGGCACCUGAUCCCAUUUUAUUAAGCCUGACACUGCUACCACACAGCUGUUAGCAUGUGUGCAGAACAUCAAACAGGGCAGAGCCUUUAACAAAGGGCAGAGUGUGUAUUUUAGCAGUUAGUGCCUGCAGUUGAGUCACAAGCAAGAUUUGCCCGAGGUUAGUUCCUUACAUCCGUGUACAGGCGCUCAGGGCACGCCUUCUUCUCAUACAAGCCUUUCAGACAGAAGCCUUGUCAGGCUCGCUCCCAGGGGUGGUGCGAAAACAAACUUCAACUCCUUCACUGCCCUGACAGCAGCGGGAUCUACCUAAUCGCUCGGGACUAUCGGAGUUCAUAAAAAUCAGCACUAUGACUGAUGGGGACUAUGACUAUCUGAUCAAACUCCUGGCCCUGGGGGAUUCUGGGGUUGGGAAGACAACGUUUCUUUACAGAUACACAGACAACAAAUUCAACCCAAAAUUCAUCACAACAGUAGGAAUAGACUUUCGGGAAAAACGUGUGAUAUACAAUAGCAGAGGACCAAAUGGAUCUCCAGGAAAAGCCUUUAAGGUUCAUCUACAGCUUUGGGACACCGCUGGGCAGGAAAGAUUUCGAAGUCUCACCACAGCAUUUUUCAGAGAUGCCAUGGGCUUUUUAUUAAUGUUUGAUCUCACCAGUCAACAGAGCUUCUUAAAUGUCAGAAACUGGAUGAGUCAAUUGCAAGCCAAUGCGUAUUGUGAGAAUCCCGAUAUAGUAUUACUUGGUAACAAGGCUGACUUAUCAGAUCAGAGGGAAGUCAAUGAGAGACAAGCAAGAGACCUUGCAGAUAAAUAUGGCAUACCAUACUUUGAAACAAGUGCAGCUACUGGGCAAAAUGUGGAUAAAGCUGUGGAAAUGCUCCUGGACUUGAUAAUGAAGCGCAUGGAACAAUGUGUUGACAAGACACAAGUGUCUGACACAGCCAAUGGAGGAAGCUCGGGGAAGCUAGAUUCAGCAAAGCCAGAGGAGAAAAAGUGUGCCUGCUAGACCUCACCUCCAAACUGUGAGAACCAAUAAGAAUAUUUGAUCUGAAAAUGGUUGCUUUACCACUAAAUUCAAACCUGGCCAUGCACAGAAACAAAGUUUGUCUUGUUUGGGUUUUUGCUUUUCUCCAGAGAACUGAGUUUUCAGAGAGGCUUCUGUGCUGGAACAAAUAUUCCUGAUAUGGCGCCAUGGAAGAUCUAAAAGAGCCCUCAUCUUUAUCUUACACAAUCAGGCUAGAAAAUGUAGGAGAGCUGUUCCCUUCUUCCUUGGAAGGAGAAAAAACUAUUGUUUCUAUGGGGUGGGGGAGAAAUAAUUAAAUUGGAUAUCGUGAUAAACUAAAAAGGGGGUACUUUGUAGGUCUCUGUCUUAAAUGAAUCUUGCUUCUUUAUACUACUUUGUAUUUACAUCCGAGACCAGGCAUUUGCUCAAGUGGAGAUAUGAGUAAAGAGAAUUUUAUGUGGUAUAUUAAGAAUGACCUUAUUACUUGCACAAGGCAAGCAAUGGUGUGACUGACUGUCUGAUAAUAAGUUGGUGUCUGAGGAGAAAGGGGUGGAGGCUAUUUUUUAAAAUAAAACCAGGGAAACAUGCAACAUUUAUUUGUGUUGCUAGUAAAUAAUCAAGCAGGGUUUGGAGGGUGAGGGGAUAGGGAGAAGAUGCUCAAAUUCCAGCACUACAUGGAAAAGUGGCAACACUUACUGUUUGAAGACAGCAGGAUGCAUUUUGUGGAGUGUCUUGCAGAUUUCACCAUAAGCAAAAGCAGUCUUUGCUAAUCAGAAAAAUUCUGUGUUCAACACCAGAAAACAGGCUGUGUGCAUCACGUAGGGCAUGCAAGGGGAAUUGUGAAAAUGGGGUCACUGUCUAAAAGAGUUACUGAUUCUCUAAAAGGUUAUUCAGUUGACUGGGAACUCACCACCUGCCAUGAUUUUGUGAUGUUGCCAGUAUGCUUUGUUUUCAAAUGAGCAGAACAUUCUCGUAUACAAAAUAGACUAGAAAGUGACCCUCCUUGUAAAAUACUUCUAAGUGGGGAUUUGGAAUGCCAACAUAUUAAAUGUGAUCUAACACUAGAUAAAAUGUGUUGUGUAGAGUCUAUAGAAAUGGGGUGGUAUGGCAGGUAAUUAGAAGGCUGCCAGUUGCACUAAAAAGUAAAGCAGGAAGGUAAAAUGUGAGUAACUUUUUUGUAUUGUCUUCAUAUCUCUGAGUAUGGAUGAGCGAAGGAAUGAGAGAGUUCUAUUACAACAAUGUCUCUCAUCACUGGCUUCUCUUUUAAAAGCAAAGAAUACAAGAAAAUAUUUAGGGUUUACUUCUAUUAAAUAGGUAAGGAUCUAACAACAUAUUCAAAGGACUCCAUGAAUUUGUACUUCCAGACUUAUUUUUAAAAAUCGCUCCAGGGAAAAAUGUUUCACAGAAGAGCUCUGCCAAAGAGCAAAACUAAAUUGGUUGGGUUGGGGGAGAUGGUGGAAGGGAGGCAGACUUCCUCUGCUUUAAACUUAAAGCGAAUGUGAGGUUUUCAGUUUGUUUUUGAAGCACUGUGAUUCUGAACCAAUUAAGCUUUCCAGGUGGCUAGUCCACAAACUAUCUGAUUCAAUGCCUUUUUUUGAAAAAUAUUGAGGGUUUACCAGCUGCUUUGGUGACUGGGCAGCGCACUUCCUGCCCAUCCCGCCCAAUGAUAUUUACUGAAAGAUUUGGCAUGUAGACAGGGCAGAUGGUCUGACAAUAAGGGUAGCCAUUUUUGUAGGGUGAGUAACCAAAUAGCCCCUAUAAACAAUUUGGAGAGAGCAAAUCAGUUUGCUAAGUGUCUAAAUGAAGACAUACCCUAUGCAGCAAGUUCUGAAAUACCUGUGCCCUUUUGUAACCCAUAAAAAGCUCAUGUUACGCAUCAACUCCAGUGGUUGCAAGACAGACACUGUUAUAAUUGGUAGCUAUUGCCUAGGCAAAGACUAUAAAUGUUGAAAGUAGGCUGUUUAAAUUUCAAGUACAGUCCCACAAAAUAAAUUGAGUUAGUGGAGUUUCUCUUCCUUUAAAUACUAAACCGUACCAGAGCUUUGUUCAGUUAAGUCCUCCAAAGUCUGUGAUAAGGGCAGGAAUGGUUGUAACCUGGGAUUUCCUGCCUUGUUAUUUUUAUUUAUUUUUUUCCCUGAAUCCUCAGCCAGGUAGAAUCAGUACUUUAAUUUACAGUGUCUGGUUUUGCCCAUUCAAACAGGGUGAGGUGGCUAGCCCUCUUGAAAACAUGACUUUUGCCCUCCUGUUAUCCAAAGCAGACUGCUCUACAGGAGAACCCUGUAAUCCUCCCCAUUAAACUCCAUUGCCUGACAACUCCCAAGGGAAAGGAUGGUCUCAGAACUGGUGUUCUGAGACAGUCCACUGCUUGAGGGUGAAAUGUGUGACAAUCACAACUUGAAGGGCUCCCUAGGCCAUGGGAGCUUGACCCCCACCACCACCGACUCACCCCCACGUCACGCUGGAAGGUGACCCAUUGUGGGACCUCACAUGGCUGUUACCCAUUUGGGGCACACUCCAGAGCUCCCCCCAUGAGGUCACAGCACAAUGCACCAUGACCCAGCUCCAAUUACCCUGCCCCACCUGGCAGAUCAGGACGGGCUGAUCUCAAAGCCAGGGCAGAAACUUCCCAGCUCUGCACACACCUGCAGCAGGUACCUCAGUCCCCCCCCCCCCCCCCCCCCCAGAUUAGUCAGCACUGGGCCCCAGUUCUUCCAGCGGGGCCUACUGGUCCCUCCCCAGGAGCUUUAGAGUUUGUACUGCAGGUAAGUAGUCAGUUCAUUGGCAGGAAACCAUGUCAUUGCAACACUUUUUUUGUUGGGGGGGAUGACAGCAUUUCCUGCCAAUCCAGCACACCCCCCCCCCCCCAUUUCAUUCCAGUCACUCGAACUUGGACUUGGCCCUGUCCUGCCUUCCUCGUAUGUUGAGCAGCAGCAGCAGCAGCAGGAGGCCCAGGCAGACCUUAGCCGGUGACAUUGCUUGCAUACUGUAGUUGAGACCGGUAGGCAGUUGAGUAUGGUAUAGUCUCUAUUGCCUUAAUGUACUAGCUCACUGAAAAGCUCUUAUCAAUUUUUAAUUAUCACAGUCUUGCUGCCAUCAUAAAUUAUUUUCAGAUAUUAAUGUGGAUGGGCUGGUAGCCACCAAACCACAGUGUGGAGGGAGGGGAAGAAAAGUAAAUCUAUACCUUACCCCUUAGAUACACUGGGAGUUUUGCAGAGUAGCAUUCAACUACUAUUUAAAAAUAAACUACAAAGCCGUUAGUAGCUGAUUGGAGAACUCCCCAGAUUCAUUUUUUUCCACAAGAAACUGGAUAACUUGCUUAUUUCUUAAGUCUCCCCAGCUUGCUUCCAUUUCCCCACACCCUUCUUGUUCCUCCUAACUACUGUUUUUUAGGGUCACAUUCUAGUGGAGAGAAGGCUGCUAUAUUCGUGUAAUAGCCUUUUGGGCCUGAUUCGAACUACUGAGCAGGUGCAAUCCCCAUUCACUUCAAUGGGUGAUUGAGAUGCUGAGAUUCUCAUUGGGCUCACUCCUUUGUGUCCGUGAAGAUGUCUCCAUUGCUGCACGCACUGGAAGUGAGAAAGUUUCCAUGUUAGUGUCCUUUUACUGUAAGCUACCCUGAAAUGCUUAUCUUGAGAGCAGUGGGUCUUAAGCUCUUAAAGUGCCUGUAUCCAGUGGAACUCUAACGUAGUGAAGUCUUACCCCACUGCCCCAGCUCCCUCCCUUAACCACUUCCUAUAAGAAAAGCGGGGACAUGGCUGCAGUUGCCAUUUGAAGCCUUUUCAAUUUUUCACUAUCUGGAGGGUCACUAUGCACCGUUCCCACUAUGUAAUUUUUCCAUAACUGAUAAUAUACUGAGUUGACAAUACCGAGUGACGUAUGACUGGUUGUGACUCAUUGUUUGUGCACCAAUUAGUUUCCAAUCUCCACGUUGCAGCUGAGACAUUAAUAGAAUAGUUCAAUUUCUACACAGAUGUGGUGCUGAAGUAGAGAACUCACUCCCUUGCCAUGACACUCCUAUUUACCAGUUCAAACUCUCAGGUUUUCAUUCUGAACUGCUACAGAGUGUAGCAGCUGCAAAACCUGUUUUUACACCAGUAUUCUUUGGAGCACUGCGCUGGAGCAUAAUCCUUCCUUCAAAUACCCCUAGGACCACAUGGCUCUAAAAUGAAUUCACUUUUAUGUACCAUUUCCAUCAAGAAGUAACCACUCUCUCAUUUUCAAGUAAUCUAGACUCGGUAUUUCAAUUUUGCCAUUGCAUAAAUUAUGUGGUACACAGUUGGAUCAGAAGCUCGACAUCUGCUUUAUGAACAAACACAACCUAGCUACAAGCCUUCUAACUAUCCCAAAGGCAUUGGAACAAUGACUCCUGCAGUUGUACAUGUGUAUACAUAAGUACUUAAUAUCAGUAUAAGCCUUCUGCUCCUGCUAACCUUUGCUUCUAAAUUUAAUUCACAUAUUGAUCCCUGUGUCCUGCUGGUUUCUCUGUCUUCUCCCCUAGAAAUGUGUGCCUCCCUCCAAAAUUCCCCUCCUUAAUACCCUUUUUGUAACACUCUUCUAGGUAGUGCUCAUUUCUGAGUUUGCAGUAAUACAUGGCCUAUGCGUGAGCCAACCCUGAGCAUGGUAAUUACUUAAUCAAGGAAUGACAUGCAGCACCCAAGAUGACAAUACUGCCAAACCUAUGUAGAUCUGAUUUUCAGGGACUCUAAACCCAGCAACAAUGUGCUGAUUUCUUUCUUUCUUUGAUUUGAAUCAGGUAUGUCUUAGGUUCAUCGUCUCCCUUCAUAGGUAGCCUCCAGGCUUUGUACAAAUCAGAGGUCAUCAGAUUUUUGUCUCAUCUAUUUUCUUGUUCAUUUCCAUCCAUGCUCAAUUAACUUUUUGAUCUGCUGUAGGGUCAGAAAUCAUUUCUUAACUCCAGGUAGUAGUCCAUUAUUUCUUCCCGAUCUACAAGUAUUUUGUCCUCCUAAUCUCAAGCAUGAAUGUAAAAAUGUGACACUACUUAAUACACUAAGCAACCACAGCAUUGUAUGAAGACUUCUUGUAGAAUGGUCAAAAAACGAGAACGUAUUUAUUAUAUAUUAUAAACAUCUUUAUUUCCUGUAACCUUCACCCCAGCCUUCAGUUCCAGCUGUUGAGGUGGAACAAUGGGUUAGAAAAAUACCAGUGCAGAUGGGUAAAUACACUU
Messenger RNA from Chelonia mydas (Green sea turtle), 6292 nucleotides. It is a transcript of the gene RAB27B, whose product is annotated as RAB27B, member RAS oncogene family. Gene Ontology annotation, cellular component: melanosome; secretory granule. Gene Ontology annotation, biological process: positive regulation of exocytosis; melanosome transport. Gene Ontology annotation, molecular function: GTP binding; GTPase activity. NCBI's taxonomy places the organism in Eukaryota, Metazoa, Chordata, Testudines, Cheloniidae. The record is from RefSeq and is a predicted model, not a curated record. The transcript has 6 exons. Bases 460 to 1116 code for a protein of 218 amino acids.